Molecule: messenger RNA, 1794 nt
Organism: Monodelphis domestica (gray short-tailed opossum)
Lineage: Eukaryota; Metazoa; Chordata; Mammalia; Didelphimorphia; Didelphidae
Source: RefSeq, a predicted model, not a curated record
GAGCUCGCGAGCCGAGAUUAUCAGCGGAGGGGCCAGUGUGGGCGUGUGAUUCGGGGGGGGGUGUCGGGGCUCCUCCGAAUCUCUCCCUCGUUCUCCGGGGUGCCCUCACGUAGAUUGUGGGGCGCAGUGCUCUCUGUCUCUGACUCGUUUCUUUCCCAGCUGGGGGGGCUCCCGGUGGGCUUCCAGCCUCUGCGCAUCCGAUGCCAGCAGGGUUCUCGCCACCCCCGGCCGGGGCCAUCUCUCUGCUAGCAGAAGGCGGGAAGUGUGUCUGGUCCGUCUCUGGGCGCGAGCGGGGCCCAGGGGCAGCGGCACUAUGCCCUUGACCAUCGGGCUCCCUCCAGAGGUCGUGGGGAGCCCGGGGGGGAUCCUCUCCAAGGGACUCUUCUUUUGUUCUGAAGUCCGCCAUCUCCAGAGGGACGGAGAGCUCACUACCAUUCGGAGCCUCAGGGGCCACGUCCUGGAGGGGCAGCUCCGGGAAGAAAGAAGUGUGUUGGGUCCCAAGCUUGGCUUCAUGAAUGUUGAAUGGAUUGCGGGGAGGGGGGGGCUGCUCACUUUCUGCCUGCUCCCAACUCCCAGAGGCCCAGAAGAAGAGUCUGAGGCCCGGGAGGCCCCCGGGCAGGGGGCGGGACUGAACUCCCCGAGGAUCCCUGGUUCAGCUCCCAACGGAGUCAGGUGGGAGAGACCCGCCAAUGGCAGAGCUGCUGGGCUCUGCUUCCUGGACCUGCACGUGCUCCCAGCCUGCCCAGCUCCUGACCAUGGACCCCUGGCUGCCUGCCCUGCUCUGCUUCGGACUGUACCUGGGCUUGAAGAUCGGGGCCCAGGAGGAAGAGCUGCCCAGACCCCAGAUCAUUCUGGAUAACGGCUCCGUGGUCCCCCUGGGAAUGCCUCUGACCAUCCGGUGCCGGGGCCCCCCGCAGGCCUUAGUGUUCUACCUGAGGAGGGCCAACCAAACGGAGGACCCCGUGGGGGGCCAGCGCCCCAUCUGGAACGAGGUCCUCUUCUCCUUCCCCAAGAUGCGGCACACCAUGGCCGGCAUCUACACGUGCAUCUACCUGGCGGGCCUGAAACUGUCCCCUCCCAGCGAGGAAGUGAACCUGGCCGUGGCGGGCGUGCUCCCCAGGCCCCUGCUCUUCGUCAAGCCCGGCCGGACGCUGGUCAGCGGCUCCCCCAUGACGCUCCGGUGCUGGUCGGACCAGAAGCUGGACCGCAUGUUGGUGUACCACAAGCAGGGCCGCGUCCCGCCCACGUUCCGGAAGACGCCCCACUCGGUGGGGCAGCUCCGGUUCUCCCGGGUACGGAAGGAGUACGCGGGCACCUACUUCUGCAUCGGCUACAGCAGCUCGCAGCCCUUCAUGUGGUCCCUGCCCAGCGACCCCCUCGUCCUGAAAGUGAUCUCCGGCCAGGAUCCUGCCGUGGGGAGCGUCGUCGUGGUCCUAGGCGCCCUGGGCGCCCUGCUGUCCUAGGCCCGAAGCCAAGCUCGCCCUCGGCGGACAAUAAAGCCCCAGCCCAAGCUGCGUGUGUUCUCUGUGUCCUGGGGCCGGCUGCGCUGGGGGCGGGCACGAGGGACAAGCCGCGGGAAGUGCCCCCCCUCUGGGCACAUCUGGGGCGGGGGCGCACACUGUGGCCACUCGGCCUCUGUCCAGCCCCCCAGCCGGCCUGUCCGCCUCUGGAGCGCCCCCUCCCCGGGUUCGGCCCCUCCUCUCCUCCCACCCGCGUCCUUGUGGGUCAGGCACGGCGGAGACCACGAGGAGAUUCCUGGGGAAUUGUCUCCUGAGCGCAGGGGGCGACGGCUGG